GAUAGCAACACCGGGCCACAAAACUCCGCAAAAAAAACUUCUCUUCCUUCUCGUCACAAGUCGGUCGAAGGCAGCAACACAAAUCCCCUAAAACCCAUUUCAGAAACGACGAAAGCUCACAAUGGCUGGCAACAGGCAGUCCUUAACUAAAGGACUUGAACGAAAGGUUCUUGCUAUAGUUCGGAGGUAUAUUGAUGAACUAUCAGUCGCCGGAGAAAAAAAUGGCCCUCUACGUUUGUCGGUCUCGCAGGUUUUUCAAUAUGUUAUUACAGAUGAGAGUGUGCCAAGGCAGAAGAAACAGAAUUUGGAAAAGAUGAUUGAAAAAGCCUUAGACACAAUACGGGAUGAGGAGGCCGAAGCCGAUAGUCUAGACAGUGACUUGAGCGAGUUCGAGGAACUCAAUGAAGAGGGCUUCAUGGAACCAAAGGAAUCAAACACAAUGAACAAGCGAGUAGUAAAUAUGUGGUCAACAAGCACAUCAAGCACGACAACUCCCAAACCUCCCCCGCCAAUUCCGGAAAUCCCUCCCCCCAUAGCCAGCAAUACCGUACCAGAAUCGCCAGCACCCCGAAAACGAAAGGGACGCCAGCCGGUCAAAGAUAGCGAAUCUGCGAAACGUCAGAAACAAGACGACUCUCGCGAGCCACCCAAGAACAUCUCCCUGAAGGACAUUGGCGGCUUAGAAGAUGUCAUUAACGAUCUUUUAGAGCUUAUCGCCAUGCCUCUAACCCACCCGGAGGUUUACCUACAUACCGGAGUGCAGCCGCCUCGUGGUGUACUACUCCAUGGACCACCCGGUUGCGGUAAAACUAUGCUAGCAAAUGCUGUUGCCGGAGAGAUUGGGUUACCAUUUAUUGCUAUUUCUGCACCCUCAAUUGUGUCAGGAAUGUCUGGAGAAUCGGAAAAGAAGUUACGGGAACUUUUCGAGGAAGCUCGGGAGAAAGCCCCUUGCUUAAUAUUUAUGGAUGAAAUAGAUGCUAUAACACCAAAGAGGGAGAGCGCCCAGAGAGAAAUGGAGAGAAGAAUUGUUGCCCAGAUGUUGACCUGCAUGGACGAUCUUACAUUGGAGAAGACUAGCGGGAAACCUGUCAUGAUUAUUGGUGCAACAAAUCGACCUGACAGCCUGGAUCCGGCGCUGAGAAGAGCGGGAAGAUUUGAUAGGGAAAUUUGCCUUAACGUGCCAGAUGAGGUUGGAAGAGAGAAGAUACUGAGGGUAUUGUGUCAAAAGUUGAGGUUAUCAGGAGAUUUUGACUUCAAAAGAUUGGCCAAAACAACCCCCGGGUUUGUCGGAGCUGACCUAAAUGCUUUGACAGCAGAGGCCGGCGCGGUAGCAAUGAGACGAAUAUACGAAACUCUUAUAAUCCCACCCGCCACCAUAGACACUUUAGAGACAAAAAUCCAACUAGAUUCACUCCAUAUAACCCUCCCAGAUUUCUUAACAGCCCUUCCGAAAAUUCAGCCUUCGUCUAAAAGAGAGGGUUUUGCAACUGUCCCCGAUGUUACUUGGGCAGAUAUUGGGGCGCUUGAGUCACUUAGGGUUGAAAUGCAGAUGGCCAUCGUGCAACCAAUCAAGAGGCCGGAACUUUUUGCUCGCGUUGGGGUUACCGCGCCGGCUGGGGUACUCCUUUGGGGCCCCCCAGGGUGCGGCAAGACCCUGCUGGCAAAAGCCGUUGCGAAUGAGAGUAGGGCAAAUUUCAUCAGCAUCCGGGGUCCGGAAUUACUAAACAAGUACGUUGGAGAAUCCGAGCGGGCUGUCCGCCAAGUUUUCACACGAGCUCGAGCCUCUAUUCCGUGCGUUAUCUUUUUUGAUGAGUUGGAUGCUUUAGUUCCCCGUCGCAAUGACAGUCUUUCGGAGUCCUCCUCCCGUGUAGUCAAUACCCUCCUUACAGAACUGGACGGCCUAAAUGAUCGCAAGGGAAUCUAUGUCAUCGGUGCAACCAAUAGACCCGAUGUCAUUGAUCCAGCAAUGCUCAGACCGGGAAGGUUGGAUAAGCCUUUAUUCGUAGACCUCCCAAACACGGGGGAGAGAGUAGAGAUUUUGAAGAUUAUCACCAAAAAUACACCACUCUCCAACGUUGAUCUAGGGGCUAUUGCAGUGGAUAACAGGUGCAAAAAUUUCAGUGGCGCGGAUCUAGCGGCACUCGUGAGAGAGGCCGCAGUUCUGGCUCUUCGACAUGCCUGCUUCACAGACGUUGCUGAAGUUGAAGAAGGCAAAAAUGCUGACAACCUCGAAGUAAUGGUCACAAUGGAGGAUUUCGAAAAAGCGUUCGUAAACAUCAGGCCUUCGGUGUCAGAGGACGACAGAGAGCAGUAUCAGGAGUUGGCAACUAGAUUUGGUUGGGGAAAGACCGUACUAGCAAAAUAG
Molecule: messenger RNA, 2365 nt
Organism: Tuber melanosporum (Perigord truffle)
Lineage: Eukaryota; Fungi; Ascomycota; Pezizomycetes; Pezizales; Tuberaceae
Exons: 6
Coding region: 122-2365 (747 amino acids)
Biological process (GO): ribosome biogenesis
Cellular component (GO): nucleus
Molecular function (GO): preribosome binding; ATP binding; RNA binding
Source: RefSeq, a predicted model, not a curated record